This is a messenger RNA of Cryptotermes secundus, 2104 nucleotides long. Its product is annotated as gustatory receptor for sugar taste 64f. The transcript has 8 exons. Gene Ontology annotation, molecular function: taste receptor activity. The record is from RefSeq and is a predicted model, not a curated record. Bases 269 to 1567 code for a protein of 432 amino acids. Gene Ontology annotation, biological process: sensory perception of chemical stimulus; detection of chemical stimulus involved in sensory perception of taste. Gene Ontology annotation, cellular component: membrane. Lineage: Eukaryota; Metazoa; Arthropoda; Insecta; Blattodea; Kalotermitidae.
UUUAAUAAUAUUUUAAACUAUCGAAACUACACUUUUAGUGAAGAACAUGUUUUAGGUAUCGUUUAUUUUAUUGAUUAUAAAUAUCACUGUUGCAUUAUUGCCGGGGUGCAUAGAAUUUGGAUGAUGAAAUAUACGUAAUAGGCAGGAGUAGGUCCCUGCCAGACUUCCACCUCAGGUAGUUUGCAUUUCCACAGGUCUCAGUCGCAUUGUCGGGAACGGACCGCGACUAACAAUCUCGCGAGACGGCAGUGUGGCUCCUGUGGCUCCCAUGCUGACGUCACGGAGGUUGGCAGUGAGACACCUGGACACUGACUUCGGGAUGAGCGCUCGGAAGUUUGGCUGUUGCGACGAUGACGUCAACUCCAUGCACAGAUCUAUGUGUUGGGUGUUGCUGGUCGCCCAGGCGUUUGCUUUGUGUCCUGUCCAGGGAAUUACUGGACGGCGGGCUGAGGAACUCAGAUUCACGUGGAGAAGUGUUCGUGUGUUCUACACUUCAAUCGUGAUAUUGGCACUGCUUGUUUCCCUGGGGUUCUCCUUCACGUGGUUUCUCGUUGUCGGGUUCACCUUCCCAGCUUCCGGAGCGCUAAUGUUCUAUGGAACUGGACUUACCUGCUGUGCAUUAUUCCUGAAUCUUGGUACAAAAUGGCCUGAACUGGCACUGCUGUGGCAGAGGACAGAAAAUAGCCAAAUUCGUUACGGGUACCCCACGAACCUGAGCCUCAAGAUCAGAACACUCACAGUUAUCAUACUAACUUUAGCCUUGGUUGAGUACCUGCUAUCGAAUGCCAACAGAAUGUACAUCGCUUCGCAAUGCUCAACUGGAGGUUUCGACUUGGUGCGACGCUACAUAAUGGUGACACACAGACAUGUGUUCGAAGUGGUCGGGUACUCGAGUGGCAUGGCUGUGUUCACAGCGGUUGUCAGUAUAAUUGCAUCCUUCUACUGGAGCUACGCCGAUGUGUUUGUAAUGCUGAUCAGCAUUGCACUGGCGAGCAGGUUCAAACUACUAAACUCCUGCCUGAAGAAGGUGAAGGGAAAGAUGAUGCCAGAAGGAUUCUGGAGAUCAGUACGCGAGGACUAUAAUGAUUUGUCGCACCUGACGUCAUGCGUCGACUCGCGUGUCUCCAGUAUCGUCCUACUCUGUUUCGCCACAAACCUCUUCUACAUUUGCCAGCAACUUCUCAACAGCAUGAACAAUUCCGUUAGCACAAUACAAGCGACUUACUUCUACUUGUCCUUCGGCUACCUGUUACUAAGGACCAUGGCAAUGGCUCUCUCCGCGGCCAGCAUUUACGACGAAAGCCGAGCUGCUAAGGACGUGCUCUAUGCUGUACCCGCACACAACUAUCAAGUAGAGGUUCACAGGUUCCUGGUUCAGGUUUCUACUGAUAAUAUAUCUCUUACUGGGCUCAAUUUCUUUCCCGUGACAAGAACUGUCCUGCUCACGUUGGCUGGAACGAUUGUGACUUAUGAAAUCGUGUUGGUGCAGUUCGGUACAACUUCUGACUCCAGUGCUUCUAACAUGACCGCUUUGUGCCUUGACAUGACCACAGAUCCUUACUUAUGAAGUGAAAUUUUAAUGUAAAUAUAAAUCCUUUUACGACAUUAUAGUGGCAAAGUAUAUUCAGUCAACACAUGAAAAGUAAUUCCGUUGUAAUGUUGGCUAUGCCUUCUCGUGUUGGCCAAUAGUGACCAGAACACGUAAAGGCAAACUUUCAGUUACUUCUAUUAAACUAGUUACACUUGUUUGAAUCAUACUGCUCGUUUAUGUAAAUGUAAAUAUUGCCUUUAAAUUUGUCGUAGUUACGGUCUAAUUGCUUUCAAACUGCUUUCAAAUUCUUCGUCAGGCUUUUUACAGCUUUUAAUAGUUAUAACACAGUAGCAAUAAGAAAAACAGGAAAAUAAACAACCCUUCCUCCGGUGGGAGUGUAACACGAAACAUGUUUACAUUAUCCCACUAUCUGCACCCUUAUUGAUCUGUUACCGUAGAAAUGAUAGUAGGAACUGACAUGCCUUUGUAUACAAAUAGGAUAUCUGCUCUACCCUGAGAACUGUGUACUUGUCCCUGGUAGACAGAGUUUGAUUGAUUGCUCUUGUAAAUAAG